AUGGAUCCUGGAUCACAAGGAUGUUUCAUUAGUGAACGAGCUGCUCAAAGUAUUAAAGCAAGAAGGUACCCAGCGAAGGGAAGUAUCGUAGGUAUAGGUGAAGUGAAGACAAGAAUAAAUCAAGUAGUUCAGAUUCAGAUAGCAUCGAGAAGUGAAGAAUUCAACCUUCGUGUGAAGGCUUAUGUCAUGUCUAAAGAGCUGACUACUCAAAUACCUACAAAAACAAUUUCUACGAGCAACUGGUCUCAUUUAAAAGUAUUGGUUUUAGCUGAUCCACACUUCAAUCGUCGAGCAAACAUUGACCUUCUUCUUGGUGUCAAUGAAUAUGCACAAAUUGUACAAAAUGACGUCAUCAAAGGCGCACCUGGAAUGCCUUGUGCACAGAAGACAACAUUAGGUUGGAUUUUAUUUGGAGAAGCAAAUAUUCAUUCUGAAGGUGAAGAAUCGAUCAUGGUAAUGCACCACACAGUAGAAGUUGAAGAUAUGCUAAAAUCAUUGUGGGAAAUUGAUGUUGAUACAGAAAGAAAACUAACAAAAGAAGAAGAAUCAUGUGAGAAGUUAUACAAGGAGACAUACAAAAGAAAUGAAGAAGGAAGAUACGUGGUCAAACUACCUUUCAACACCACAAAUCCCCAAUCUCCUGACGGAAACACAAUGAAUGCAGCAUUGAAGAGACUAGAAAAUUUAGAAAGAAGAUUUGAAAGGCAACCUGAUUUAAGGAAGAGUUAUACUGAGGUGAUUGAAGAAUAUAUAAGCCUAAAACAUAUGGAAGAGGUACCUGAAGAUGAAAUAGAAAAAAGAUCUGUAUACUUGCCACACCAUGCAGUUGUCCGAACUGAUAAGGAGACAACAAAAACUCGUGUUGUCUUUGACGCUUCCUGCAAGGGCACAAAUGGCAUAUCCCUGAACGAUGAGUUAAUGAUAGGACCUGUCCUUCAAGAAGAUCUUAGAAGCAUUAUUAUGAGAUGGCGGAUGCAUAAAAUUUGUUUCGCUAGCGAUAUUGAGAAGAUGUACCGCAUGGUACUAAUUAAUCAAGAAGAUGCCGAUUUCCAGAGAGUAUUGUGGAGACAGAAUACUUCCAUUUCUGAUGAGGUCAAACAUUUUCGACUGCUAACUGUAACGUUUGGCACAGCGUCAGCACCAUAUCUUGCAGUAAAGACUUUAAUACAACUGGCUAUUGACGAAGGUGGUAACUUUCCAAUUGCUGCAAGAAUGAUUCACGAAGAUUUUUAUGUUGACGACCUAAUGUCAGGCUGCGAUACAGUACUUGAAGCGCUAGAAGCAAUCAAACAACUGCAAGAUAUACUUAAAAAAGGCAAGUUUCGUUUACAAAAAUGGUCCUCGAACAGUCCUGAGAUUUUACGCUCCAUAGAAGAAAGAGAUCGAUCGUCAAAGGCAAAUGUAGACAUAAAAGUGGACGGUACGAUCAAGGCACUAGGCCUAUCAUGGGACUUAGGAUACGACGAGUUUAGAUACAACCUAAAUUUACAACCUCACACUAAUAAUGUUACGAAGAGAGAAGUUUUAUCUGACUUACAAAAACUGUUCGAUCCACUCGGAUGGAUUGCUCCAGCUAUUGUGCAAGCGAAAAUAUUUGUCCAACGACUAUGGCUUGAAGGCUACGGAUGGGACAGUCUGAUCGAGAAUAAACUAAAAACAGAAUGGAUCGACAUACGCGAUGACUUAAACAAUGUUGGCGAAUUGAAAGUUCAAAGAUGGCUACACACAUUAACAAGUCAGAAAGAAAACAUAAGUAUACAUGGUUUUAGUGACGCCUCGAUGCAUGCAAUAGCUGCUGUUGUAUACUGUCGAGUUGAUAAUCCAGAUGGUGCAGUGAGAACGAACAUAAUAGCCGCUAGAACCAAGGUCGCACCAGUUAAGACUAUUUCACUGCCACGACUCGAACUCUGCGGAGCCGUUUUAGUUUCAAAACUUCUAAAACAUGUUUCAAAGGCGAUGAGACUGUCUCCUGCCCAAGUACACGCCUACACAGAUUCGUCAGUCGUACUAUCCUGGCUCUUUGGCGAACCUUGUAGAUGGAAACAGUUUGUCGCGAACAGAGUUGUCGAAACUUUAGAAAAUGUUGGCAGGAGCCAGUGGCAUCAUGUUCAAUCAAAACACAAUCCCGCCGAUGUUGCAUCCAGGGGAUGUAAAAUCAGAGAUCUGAAGAAUGAUAAACUGUGGUGGUUCGGUCCAACAAGGUUAUUAGAGCCGAAAAUACAAUUCGCAGAGCUGGAUAUUUUACCUAUCGAUCUGGAAAAAAGAAAAACAAAGGUUAUUAGCAUGAAAAUAGUUGAAGAUGUUACACCACAAGGAAAAAUUCUGAAUUUUGAAAAUUAUGACAGUUUAGAGGAACUACAAACGGUUAUUGUUUUAAUGAGAAGAUUUCUAAAUUUCAAAAAGAUGGAAGACAGAGAAAAUGCUUUAACAACAGAUGAAUUAGAAAGAGCUUUAAAGACAUGCAUUAAAAAGGCUCAGAGAGAAAGUUUUGAAGAAGAGAUUGGAGAUAUAUUGAAACACAAAAGGGUAAAAGGUAACAGCUGUCUGAAAUCAUUGAAUCCUUACCUUGACCACGAACAAAUCCUCAGGGUGGGCGGUCGAUUACGCCAUGCAAAUAUCUGUGAAGGCAGUAAACAUCCUUUCAUACUCGAUUACAAAGGAGCACUUACCUCGUUGAUAAUCGCCGACGCUCAUCAAAAAACCCUGCAUGGUGGAUUGCAGCUCAUGUUGUGUAAGCUGCGCACGAAAUUUUGGAUCAUAAGAGCUAAGAAUGUCGUAAGGAAACACAUACACAAGUGUCUAGUCUGUGCCAGAGCUAACGCUAAAUCUAGAAGUCAAGUCAUGGGAGACCUCCCAGAUAUGAGAGUGAAUCCAUCACGCUCCUUUUUAUAUACUGGAGUCGACUUUGCUGGCCCAUACAAUGUGCUCAUGUCUAAGGGUCGAGGCGCUAAGACAAAUAAGGCAUACAUUGCUUUAUUCAUAUGUAUGUGCACCAAAGCACUGCACCUGGAAUUGGUCGGAGAUCUCACAGCAGAAGCCUUUAUUGGAGCUUUUCGACGUUUCGUGUCACGAAGAGGCCGAUGUGCUCAUAUGUGGAGCGAUCAGGGUCGCAACUUCGUAGGUGCAAACAAGGACCUAGUUAACGCGUGGAACAUGGCCAAGCUGGAAUUCAAAGAUGAUAUUGCACAGACAUUGGCACGUGACGGCACACAGUGGCAUUUUAUCCCUCCCUACAGUCCAAAUUUUGGCGGGCUAUGGGAAGCCGGGGUAAAAUCGGUAAAAUCUCACCUCAAGAAGAUCCUCACUACCAAUUUGACAUGCGAAGAAAUGACAACACUUCUAUGCCAAAUAGAAUCGUGUCUCAACUCGAGACCACUGAGCCCUAUAGAUGACAAAGAUGUAGAUAAAUUGAAUCCAUUAACGCCGGCACAUUUUCUCAUCGGAGAACCUACUAUUACGGUACCAGAACCCGAUUUGAAGGCUGUAAACUGUAAUGUAGGUAGAAUUAUGUAUUAUAAUAAGUUGUGA
Molecule: messenger RNA, 3528 nt
Organism: Pectinophora gossypiella (pink bollworm)
Lineage: Eukaryota; Metazoa; Arthropoda; Insecta; Lepidoptera; Gelechiidae
Exons: 1
Coding region: 1-3528 (1175 amino acids)
Biological process (GO): DNA integration
Molecular function (GO): nucleic acid binding
Source: RefSeq, a predicted model, not a curated record